Messenger RNA from Caenorhabditis bovis, 216 nucleotides. The record is from the annotation of a GenBank genome assembly. Lineage: Eukaryota; Metazoa; Nematoda; Chromadorea; Rhabditida; Rhabditidae.
AUGUCGAAAAUUUUGGUUUUCGUUUAUGGAACGUUGAAGCGAGAAGAGCCAAAUCAUAAAGUUCUUGUUGAUACCCCAGGAUAUCAAAAGUUCAUCUCAUCCGGCUCCACAUGCUGUCAAUAUCCGCUAGUAAUCGGAACCAAAUUCAAUAUUCCAUUCCUUUUGAACAAACCCGGAGAAGGCAAGACUUUGGCAUUAAAUCAGGCGUUUGAUUAA